Messenger RNA from Leptopilina heterotoma, 5223 nucleotides. RefSeq lists its product as uncharacterized. The record is from RefSeq and is a predicted model, not a curated record. Gene Ontology annotation, molecular function: aspartic-type endopeptidase activity; nucleic acid binding; zinc ion binding. The coding region runs from base 1 to 5223 and encodes 1740 amino acids. Gene Ontology annotation, biological process: proteolysis; DNA integration. The transcript has a single exon. Lineage: Eukaryota; Metazoa; Arthropoda; Insecta; Hymenoptera; Figitidae.
AUGGAUAGCGAAAUUGAUGCUUAUCGACAAAGCCGCACAAAUUGUAAAAGUAGACUAACAAAGUUUAAAACCUUUUUGGAUAAAUGUUCAGUAGAAAAUACGGCUGUCGAGGAGAUUCAACUUCGUUUAUCUAAAAUGGAUGAUAAUUGGAAAGAGUACGAUAGAGCGCAAUUGGGCCUCGAGACAUUAGCUCCAAAUGCCAAUCGCGAUUUUGAACGUAAUGAAUUCGAGGAAAAUCAUUUUAAAUUUUGUGCUAUCGCUGCUAAAUUGAUAAACGAACGUACACAGCCAAGGCAAUCGGAACUGCUGUCUCGGGGUGGGGAGGUGAAUACUCACCUCGCCCGUAUCGCACAAUUAGAGGCGGAUCUUCAAGCCCAGCGUACGAAUGAAUUAACAAGUUUGCGUGAACUUGUCGUGAGAUCCACCACACCCAGCGAUGAUUCGGUCGAACGUACGAGAAAUAUUCGUUUGCCCACAUUGACGUUACCCACGUUUUCAGGUGGUUACGGGGAAUGGUUGGGGUUUCGGGACGCGUUCUCUGCAGUUAUACACGAUGAUUCCACAAUUCCGCAAAUUCAAAAGUUGCGAUAUCUUAGAUCGUAUUUAAAGGGAGAAGCCGCGCAAGUGAUCGAGAACAUCGAGACCUCCAGCGACAAUUAUGUCGAAGCGUGGAACCUUCUUAAUGAAAGAUACAAUAAUGAAAGAGUGAUCAUUCAGAAUCACAUUCAAGCAAUUUUUGAUUUGCCGGUUAUUAGUCGCGAGUCAGUCGCGGGUUUACGUGGCUUUUAUGACGGAAUAGUUCGACAUAUGCGCGCGCUGAAGGUCUUGAAAGAGCCCACUGUUCACUGGGACACUCCCAUGCUUUGCCUGCUCACGGCGAAAUUAGAUAAAGAUUCUCGACGCGAGUGGGAGAAGAAAGUAAGCGGAAAUAAAAUGCCCAAAUUUGAUAAAUUUUUAGAAUUCUUACGCGAACGAUGUCAACUACUAGAAGCAAUACACGCUGGCUGUGGUGAAACUAAUAAAUCGAAUACAAGGUCUAGCAAUCAAUCGCAAACAACUAAUGAUAGAAAAACGAUAGGAAAAUCAUUUUUAAACACACAACCGGGUUACUCUUGUUAUAAUUGUAAAGAUAAUCACAUAAUUAAUAAAUGCCCUGAUUUUUUGAAUAUGUCAAUAAAUGAUAGAAAAGAGUUAGUCAAAAGGUUAGGACUUUGUUAUAAUUGUUUAAAAAAAAAUCAUAGGAUCAGCGAGUGUAACUCCGGUAAUUGUUUGAAAUGUCAUAAAAAGCAUCACACUUUAUUGCACAGAGAAAAUGUAGAAAUUAACGUAGAAAUAAAUGAAAAAAGUGAAGAACCUGUAAGCUUAUCAAAAAAUCUUCACAUUUGUAAUGCCUCUGCAGUGAUGUUAUCCACGGCGAUAGUAGACAUGUUUGAUAGUGAGGGAAAAAGACAUGAAUGUCGCGUGUUAUUGGAUAGCGGUUCUCAGCCAAAUAUUAUCACUUCUAAAUUUGCGAAAUUAUUAAAGUUAAAAAUAAAGAAAACUAACGCGGCUAUUCAAGCAGUAAACAAUCAAGAAAUUAAUAGUUUAGAAUGGGUAUCCGCGAAAUUCCAAUCUCAGCACAGUAAUUAUUUUGCAAAUUUAUCGUUUCUUGUUUUACCUCACAUCACAACCAAUCAUCCUAAUAUUUCAAUCAAUAAACAGAUCCUAAACAUUCCAAAGAAUAUUCCUCUUGCUGACGCGACGUUUGACAGACCUUCGUCCAUUGAUGCACUCAUUGGUGCUGAAAUAUUUUAUGAUCUCUUGUGCAGUGACAAAAUUCCGUUAACCCUCCCACGCACUCAUCUGCAAAAAACGAAGAUUGGAUGGAUUGUCACUGGCAAGUUGAACAACAAUCAACCGACGAACCAAUUUUCUUGCAAUCUCAUCAGGGAUCAACUGCAUCAGCAAUUGGAGAAAUUUUGGGAAAUUGAGGAGCUGGUGGAGGAGCGACAUCUUUCUCAAGAAGAGGAGGCAUGCGAACAACACUUCAAACAGAACGUGCAGCGUGAGGCAUCGGGACAAUACGUUGUCCGUUUACCGCUAAAAAAGGAGGCGGAGACUCUUGGAUCAUCGUAUGAGACUGCUCGUCGACGAUUCUUUUCCUUGGAAAAGAAGCUGGAAAAGGAUUCAACGUUACGAGAAAUGUAUCAUGCAUUCAUGCGUGAAUACCUGGAAUUAAAUCAUAUGGAAGAAGUGACCUUGAACGAGAGAGACGGAUAUUUCAUUCCUCAUCAUGCGAUUCUAAAAGAGAAGAGUUUGACUACGAGAUUGCGAGCGGUGUUCAAUGCCUCAUUGAAGACGAAUUCGGGUGUGUCCUUGAACGAGGUGAUGAUGGUGGGGCCGACUAUUCAGGAUGGAGUAAUGGAACUGAUGCUUCGCUUCAGAUUACCUGUGAUUGCCCUGGGAGCGGACAUCGAAAAAAUGUAUCGCCAGUUUCUGAUCCAUCCUGAUGAUCGAAAAUACCAAAAAAUAUUUUGGCGAUUUAAUUCAAAUGAGCCAUUGAAGAUCUAUCAGUUGAGAACGAUCACUUAUGGCACCGCCUCAGCCCCGUUUCUGGCGACGAGAUGCUUGGCGCAGUUAGCAGAAGAUGAAGGAGCAGCGUUUCCGGAAGCAGCAACAGCAUUGAGAAACGACUUCUACGUUGACGAUGCAAUGACUGGAAGAGAUACCUAUGAGGAUGCUGAUCUUCUGAUCAAGGAGCUGAUCAGCUUGACAUCCAAGGCUGGUCUGCGACUGUGCAAAUGGGUCUCCAACGAUGCUCGACUUACAAGUUCAAUGGCUGAUAGCUUGAGCAAUCUACGCAAAAAAUUGGACGAUGAUCAUACCACCACGAAGACUCUGGGCAUUGUCUGGGAUGCUGCGACGGAUGAACUCGGAUUUGAAGUGGAGCUGAAACAGGAAUCGGAAGUGAUCACCAAGCGAUCCAUUUUAUCUGAGACUGCACAGUUCUACGAUCCUCAAGGGUGGAUAGCACCAGUGAUCAUCUUAGCAAAGAUGGAGAUGCAACAACUCUGGAAGCUAAAGUCCGGAUGGGAUGAUCCAGUGCCAGAGGAAAUGGAACAAAACUGGCGACUGUUUCGUGAUCAACUGAAGCUGGUCAACGAGUGGCGAAUUCCAAGAUUAGCCAAGCUGAUCAACUCGCAGGAACUGCAGCUGCAUGGCUUUGCUGAUGCCAGUCAGCGUGCAUAUGGCGCGUGCAUGUAUCUGAGAUCAACGAGUGGAGAGGAGUAUCACUCAUUGUUACUGUGUGCGAAGUCAAGGGUAGCUCCAGUCAAAAUCAUUUCCUUACCAAGGCUGGAACUAUGUGCGGCAGUUUUACUCGUGAAAUUGUUCAAAACAGUACAAAAAGCUCUCAAGGUCAAAUUCAGCAAAGUGACCUUCUGGUCUGACUCAACGAUCGUUCUCAAUUGGAUCAACAAGCCACCGUACAAACUGGAGACCUUCGAAGCAAACCGAAUAGCCGAGAUACAAAGUGUAACGAAGCCUGAGGAUUGGAGACACGUUCCAACAUCCGAGAAUCCUGCAGAUGUGAUUUCCAGAGGUCAACUGCCAGCGGAGUUUCUGGAAAACCAAUUAUGGAAACAUGGACCGACCUGGUUGAGAAAAGAAGAGGAAAAUUGGCCUCCAAGAUUCCAAGCAGUGCAAGGAGAUCAUGAAGAAUCAUCAAGGGUCCAAGUGUUGACUCACAAGAUCAAUGAACCCUGGAAUUUGUGGAAUCGUUAUUCAUCAGUGAAGAUGCUCGUCCGAGUGCUGGCGUGGUGCAUUCGAUUUUGUCAAAGAGCAAGAAAAAGGGAACGAGUAGCAGGGGAAUUAUCCAUAGAUGAACUACGAUCAGCGGAGUUGAUCAUGAUCAAGAAUUUGCAACGAGAAAAAUUUCCUGAGGAAGUAAAGGCUCUCUCCUUGAACAAGCCAGUACCGAAAAGUUCCAAGGUCGCGCGACUGAGCCCUGUGAUGGAGGAUGGUGUCCUGAGAGUGGGGGGUCGACUGCAACAUGCUGACAUUGACAAAAACCAAAUGCAUCCCAUCCUUAUCCCUAAACUGCAUCCUGUGACUACCUUAUUGAUUCGUGAUGCCCAUAUUAAUAUGAAACAUGCAGGAAUCAAUGCGACAUUGUAUAAUCUUCGACAAAAUUAUUGGAUCGUCGACGGUAGAGUAGCAGUUAGCCAGGUGGUGACGUCCUGCGUGACGUGUCGUCGAGUAAAGCCUAAAGAAGUAGCAUAUGUUAUGGGGAAUCUCCCUAAGGUGAGAGUUUCUGCUGCGAGACCUUUUGAGAGGGUGGGGGUGGAUUAUUGCGGUCAUUUCUUUAUUAAGGAAAAAAGAAGUCGAAAUAGAGCAAAAUUAAAAGUGUACGCGGCGGUGUUUGUGUGCAUGGCCACUAAAGCGGUCCACAUUGAGUUGGUGGAAAAUUUAACAACCGAAGCGUUCCUCGGAUGUUUGCGCAGAUUUUUUGCGAGGCGUGGAAAAGCAAAGGCCUUGUAUUCGGAUAACGGUACGAACUUUGUGGGUGCAAAUAAUGACCUUAAGGACCUUUACGAUUUUUUAAACUCAGAAAAGGGAAAUGUAAAAAUUCAGCGAGAAUUAGCUAACGAAUUAAUCGAAUGGAAUUUUAAUCCUCCUCGAACUCCGCACUUCGGCGGACUGUGGGAAGCUGCGGUGAAGGCCUUAAAGCAUCAUUUGAGACGAGUUGUCGGCGAUACAUUGUUAUCGUAUGAAAAUUUGAAUACACUCAUGUGCGAAAUUGAGGCGUUGUUAAAUUCGCGCCCAUUGACACCAAUGUCUUCGGACCCCACGGAUUUAAAUGUGUUGACCCCGGGACAUUUUUUAAUUGGACAAUCUCUGUUGACAAUUCCUUCUACUGACCUUUCCACAGUACCUAUCAAUCGUUUGAGUGUGUGGCAACACAUUCAAAAAAUCAAAGGAGAUCUGUGGAAACGUUGGACGAAGGAAUAUCUUAGCGAACUAAAUUCAAAAAGUAAAUGGAUUGCGGGAGAAGAAAAUAUAAAGGUGGGAACGUUGGUCACAAUAAGGGAUGAUAAUAGUCCACCGAUGCGUUGGUGCAUGGGCCGAAUCGUGGAAACAAUUCCAGGCGACGAUGGAAUUGUGAGAGUUGUAAAGGUUCGAACUGUGAAUGGAAUAAUCGAGAGAGGAGUGAAACGAAUUGCACCACUUCCUGUUGAAAAUUAA